This is a messenger RNA of Strongylocentrotus purpuratus (purple sea urchin), 1488 nucleotides long. RefSeq lists its product as uncharacterized. The coding region runs from base 34 to 1029 and encodes 331 amino acids. Gene Ontology annotation, molecular function: N-acetyltransferase activity. The record is from RefSeq and is a predicted model, not a curated record. NCBI's taxonomy places the organism in Eukaryota, Metazoa, Echinodermata, Echinoidea, Camarodonta, Strongylocentrotidae. The transcript has 8 exons.
UUAUUUGCUUUAAAUUGUUUUGGUGUCUCGAAAAUGGAUAGCUAUGAGUUUCGUCUCGCCGUCGCCUCCGAUGUAGCCGGUCUCUAUGAUUUACUCAAGGAGUAUGUCAUCGAACAAGAACUUGAGGAGGAAUUCAAGAAUUCACGAACUAGUUUUGAGGAACAUUUUAACCAAGUACUAUUCAAAGCGUUUGUCAUCGAGAUUGAGGGUGAAACAGAGAACCAGAGGCAGAUCAUUGGAUGUAUUUUCUUUUCCAUAUUUUAUAGAUAUCUCGUAGGCGCAACGACUUUCCCUCACUGCUGCUAUAUCAGGCCAGCUUUUAGAAACCGUGGACUUGAGCAGAAAUUGAUCCAGCAUACCAAGAAGAUGUCUCGAGAUGCAGAUAUUGAUAAUAUGUUCACUGUUUUAACACCACUGAACGCCUCAUAUAGAAAAGCCUUAGAACAUGAAGGUAUGAUCAGUCUAACCAGUAGUCUUGAGAUGGAUGUCUGGAUCAUGCCAAAUCCACCUUCAACAUCCACUCAAAAGUGUGACGAUUAUAUAAUCCGUGACGGCACAGAACAAGAUCUAAGCAAUAUUUAUCAUCUCCUCGAAGAGUUGAUUGAGAUGGAGAAUCUUAGUGCUCUUUUCAAAGUCAGCAAAGAAGAAUUCGAACGCGACGGUUCAGCCGACAAAGCACUGUACGGGUCCGUCAUCGUGGAACAUCGACAUCGUGUCGAAGACCAGGAUGAAGAGAGCGAAGUCGUCCUGGACAUCGUGGGUUGUUUGCUCUACUCUAAGAUGUACUAUGCUUUAAUAGGGCAGGCAUAUUUCUUGCAAGGCAUCUAUCUCAAGCCGGCGCAGAAGGGCAAAGGUUUAGGCAAGGCUUUACUCCGUGCAACACUACAGGCUUGUAAGAAACGCAGCGGUGACGGCUUUAUAAUGAUCAUACACAAGGAGAAUAAAACCUCCCAAUCACUCGUCCGAUCAUUACACGCUAUCAACUUGACACAAUCAACACACAUUGAAUGGAUUAAAGCGUUAUUAUAAGAAAUACAGAUUGUAAAUUGAUUUAGAAAUCGCUGAAAUAAACUAUUUACCGUACGUCUUGUUUAUAAAUCAGCCUGAGAUAUGAGAAGCAAGAUGAUGGGAGGUGACAAUGGCCUGGAAAUCCUUCGACGUUACUCCAUGCAUGUUGACCGAUUUCAGAACACGAUGGCAAAUUUUUUCGACAAAUAAACUAAAUAUAUCCCAUUAAUAAAAUCAUAGUCACACCAUUAUACACUUUUCGAAGGAUGAUGAACAAGGCCACUGAUAUUGCCUUAGGAUGAUUUUGUUGUUGUUAUACAUUUAAAUAAUUUUGAUCUCACUGAAGCCAAAGAGUUGGUUUUAUGUAAACCACAAGGAAUACGCCCACUCUAACCACGCCCCACAAACUGUUGUUCAACACCCUUUUGUCAUACUCUAAAAGAGAAUGUUCAUUGAUUUUAAAAACUAACUUUAUUGUCA